CGUAUGAAAUGAAACUACUACUAGUGCAUGUUUCCCAUUCACUUCUUUUUGCUUUCACCCCCUUCAAACUACCCCCCUUGCUUUGCUUCUCCCAAGCCCCUCUCUCUCUCUCUCUCUCCCCCAUCUCUUCUCUCUCGGCCCUCUUCUCUCUACUUCAUGCAUGAACUCCUAGAUCUUUCAAAUUAAUACUCACUCCAAAUCCAACAUAAAUAUUUACAAAUGGCUAAUUCCAUGAAUAAUUGUCUGGGCUUCUCUCUCUCCUCAGAUGAACACUUUCAGCAGCACCCUUGUCAAGAUUUCAACUCCGAUCAAAUUUCUGGCACCAACAUCUCCACUACCGACUGUUUCGACGGUGGCUCUACUCUUCCCUCUCUCAACCUCCCUGCACCCCCUUUUGGCUUGCUUGAAUCGUUCAACACCAACAAUGCUCUCCAAGAGUGGAACUCAGGCACAAACUACAAACAAAGCAGUAGCUCAGAGCUCUCAAUGAUAAUGGGCAGUAGUUCAUGUCAUAGUCAUCAUUCCGGCCCAAAACUUGAAAACUUUUUUGGUCACUCUUACCAAGAUCAUCAAAAUGAUCACCAACAGCAUAAUGAUCACGCUCACCACUACAUGUUUCAGAACUGCUCUACUCAGCUUCAGGCUGAGGCAGUGGCUGCACCAUUAAGCACUGACAAUGAUAAGACCAUUGGGCUCUCUAUGAUCAAGAACUGGCUGAGGAGCAACUCGAAUCCAUCGGACAACAUCAAUGUCAGUCAGAGUAAUGGGGAUUUGGUUAUGGCAAGUGGUAAUGGAACCCUAACCACCGGGGCUCAGACACUGUCACUUUCGAUGAGCACCGGCUCGAUGGCUGGUGCUAGUAGUGGUGGUGGUGGUGAAAUUUUGUCGUCGGAUAAUAAAAGACAAAUGGAAGGAAGUAAUAGUCAGAAUGGUGUAGUAGAGGCAGUGGUGCCAAGGAAAUCUAUCGAUACAUUUGGACAAAGAACUUCUAUCUACCGUGGUGUAACAAGACAUAGAUGGACAGGAAGAUAUGAGGCGCAUUUGUGGGACAAUAGCUGUAGAAGAGAAGGACAAACUCGUAAAGGGAGACAAGUUUAUUUGGGAGGUUAUGACAAGGAAGAUAAAGCUGCUAGGGCUUAUGAUUUAGCUGCACUCAAGUACUGGGGUACCACCACCACUACAAAUUUCCCUAUUACCACAUAUGAGAAAGAGGUGGAUGAUAUGAAGCACAUGACCAGGCAGGAGUUUAUUGCAUCCCUGAGAAGAAAAAGCAGUGGGUUUUCUCGUGGUGCAUCCAUUUACCGUGGAGUGACCAGGCACCACCAACAUGGAAGGUGGCAAGCAAGGAUCGGAAGGGUUGCUGGAAACAAGGAUCUUUACUUGGGAACCUUUAGCACCCAGGAAGAAGCAGCAGAAGCCUAUGACAUUGCUGCUAUCAAGUUCCGUGGCCUCAAUGCAGUGACAAACUUUGAAAUAAACAGAUACGAUGUCAAGAACAUUCUUGAGAGUAGCACAUUGCCCAUUGGUGGUGCAGCGAAGCGUCUAAAGGAGGCUGAACAAGCUCAAAUGACACUAGAAGCUCUAAGGACCGAAGAUAGUAGUAGCCUCACUUCACACCUAACAAACGGAAUGCAAACUUAUGGUUCACACCAUAAUAACUGGCCAACUAUAGCUUUCCAACAAGCAAAAUCUCCAAUAGCUAUGCACUACCCUUAUGGUGAUCACCAAAGGCUUUGGUGUAAACAAGAAGUACCUGAUGUCGAUUCUUCCUCCCAAAGCUAUCAAGGAUUUCACCAACUUCAGCUAGGGAGCAGUAACCACAACUUUUUUCAACCAUCCGUGUUGCAUAAUCUCAUGAACUUGGAUUCUUCUUCCAUGGAACAUAGUUCAGGUUCCAAUAAUGCUGUCAUGUACGGCAAUGGAACUGGUUAUGGGAUACCAAUGGGCACAAUUAUUCCUCAAGAGGCACAUCAUCCUCAUUUGGGAUUGGGAGAAAGCAGUGAAGGAACCUACGAUAACCCCUAUGGGGCAACGGAUCCUUAUAGUUCAAGAAGUUUGUAUUAUCUUUCUCAACACUCAGAAAAUGGAGGUAGUGUGAAAGAAACAAGUGUUUACGACCAAGGCUCAGCUUGUAACAACUGGAUUCCCACUGCAGUACCAACCGCACUUGUUCAGAAGACGAAUAGCCUGGGGAAUUGUCACGGAGCUGGAUCCUUCACUGCAUGGAAUGAUACAUGAGAUCCCCAGCCAUGGCGGUAGCCUAGUUUUUCAGAACCUUCCUUCACUGCAUGGCACUAAUAUGACAACAUGGUAUACAGAACUAAUUUCCUAAUUCUGAUCAUUAAUUUUCCCGGGGUAGCUUAGUUUUUCGCUGAUUAAUUAACUUCAUGCCAGCACAGUGCAUGAAGAUUUGGUAAGAAUCUAACUCAAAGUUCAGUAUAUAGCAGGUGGGAGUGACUUUACACUCUCUGUUGCUAUAAAUUUUGGGAACUUUAGAAUAUUAGUCUUCGGCCAGCAGCACACCAUCCUUUGUAUUUUGAACAAUAUAUAUCGUACAAAGUGCGGAGGAUUUUAAGUUUAUGACAAUUCUUAUUGGUCAA
Molecule: messenger RNA, 2600 nt
Organism: Daucus carota subsp. sativus
Lineage: Eukaryota; Viridiplantae; Streptophyta; Magnoliopsida; Apiales; Apiaceae
Product: AP2-like ethylene-responsive transcription factor AIL7
Exons: 9
Coding region: 220-2238 (672 amino acids)
Biological process (GO): regulation of DNA-templated transcription
Molecular function (GO): DNA binding; DNA-binding transcription factor activity
Source: RefSeq, a predicted model, not a curated record